GCAAACUUUUAGUUAUGAUUUCUUGGAUAGUAAAUAACUUCACUCUUUUUUUAUUUUUGGGAUCCAAAAGAUACCACUUUUGAAGAGAGUAAUGCUAGACCGCAAAUUAUAUCGUACAUCCGGCUGUACGGGAAGAACCGUACAGCCGGCGGAAAUAAGCGGCAGGAGCGAAGAAUCGAAGAAGUUCGCGAAGGAAGAGAGGAGGGUGACGAUCGAAGAAGGCCGGCGAAAGAAAGGCUACGACGAGGCGCGACGAUUGGGAGGAGGCGAAAACGAUGGAGAGGGCGACGAGGGAUGGUGAUGGUGGCGGCGGCUUUACAGGAAGCCUGGAAGCCCUGGGACUGAAGAAGUUGAACAGGAAGCCUGGAAACCCUAGGAAGUUCUCACAGAGUAGCCACGCCGCCGCUGUCUGCCAUUCUCUCGCACAAAUUCGGUUUCAUCUUCACCCAUUCGACCAGAUCCAGCGGCGUUCAGUAAUUGGAUGAUUUCAGUCAGAUUUUUAACGAUGUUCAGUUUGAGGCUUCUUGUCUCAUCAUAACCACUGAAUUUUUUUGAGACAAUGGGUCGAGGCCAAUACCGCAGCAACGACUUGAUAU
Molecule: messenger RNA, 596 nt
Organism: Cuscuta campestris
Lineage: Eukaryota; Viridiplantae; Streptophyta; Magnoliopsida; Solanales; Convolvulaceae
Source: the annotation of a GenBank genome assembly